Molecule: messenger RNA, 771 nt
Organism: Acanthosepion pharaonis
Lineage: Eukaryota; Metazoa; Mollusca; Cephalopoda; Sepiida; Sepiidae
Source: the annotation of a GenBank genome assembly
AUGGAGGGCACUCCUGGCUUAGAAUUAUUAUUUUGCAGUGCAAAGGCACAAUUUAAAUCCAAACACGAUGCGACUAUCUGUCUUCUCCACUGGAAUUUUAUCGUCAAUGGUUUCAAGUGUACUGGAAUCGGAGAAGAGCCAGGAGCAGAUUCUGGUGUUGAGUCUGAACUUUUACCUGAAGGAUGGAAUCAGUCAUCAGAACUCUACACACUUCGUUACCAGUCAUCGUCGUCAAAAUUACCUUCUGACAAAAAUGAACGCUAUCUUUUAAAAGCAGUUGUGACUGACAACACCAUGAUUGUGAACGUGAUGAAUUUACAACAGGAAAAGCUGGCAUCAAAAAUGAUAAAAUCAUCAGAUUAUGUGACAGAUGAUUGGAAUACAACUUACAGUAAGGCCUUUAAAAAUGCAGUCGAACUGAAAAAGCUUUUCAAAGAAGACUUAUUAAAAGAGGUGAUGCCUUCUCCAUCUGCAAGCAAACAAGAGAGAAAUCCCAGGUCUCCAAGAAUUCCUUUCAAUGAUGAUGAUCCACUUCGAAUACCAAGCCGACGUCGAGAAAGACAGCCAAGAUGGGAACCUGUUGACCCUUUUGAAAUUGGAAGAGCUGAUUUGGACCCAUUUGCUGAUGGAGGUGGUGGAUAUUUACCGAGAGGUGCCAUUCCUCCAGGUGCCAGGUAUGAUCCAAUAGGACCUGGAGGACCCCGAGGCGGACCUGAUCCAGAUCACUUGCCAUUACCCAAUUCCACUGACUAUGAUGACAUGUUCAUGUGA